This is a messenger RNA of Phodopus roborovskii (desert hamster), 1670 nucleotides long. RefSeq names its product zinc finger AN1-type containing 1 (gene Zfand1). The record is from RefSeq and is a predicted model, not a curated record. Gene Ontology annotation, molecular function: zinc ion binding. Bases 18 to 827 code for a protein of 269 amino acids. Gene Ontology annotation, biological process: cytoplasmic stress granule disassembly. Lineage: Eukaryota; Metazoa; Chordata; Mammalia; Rodentia; Cricetidae. The transcript has 8 exons. Gene Ontology annotation, cellular component: cytoplasm; cytoplasmic stress granule.
CCUGCGGCGGUGGAAAGAUGGCGGAGUUGGACGUCGGGCAGCACUGCCAGGUGCAGCACUGCCGGCAGCGAGAUUUCCUUCCAUUUGUAUGUGAUGGUUGUUCAGGAAUAUUUUGCCUUGAACACAGAAGCAGGGACUCUCAUGGUUGUCCUGAGGUGAAUGUAAUCAAGGAGACACCGAAGAAGACAGAUGAUCACAAAUCUUACUCGUGUUCAUUCAAGGACUGUCCCGAAGUGGAGCUCGUGGCAGUGAUAUGUCCUUAUUGUGAGAAGAACUUUUGCCUGAGACACCGUCAUCAGUCAGAUCAUGGGUGUGAGAAACUGGAGCUCCCAAAGCCUCGGAUGGCUGCCACACAGAAGCUUGUCAGAGACAUUAUUGACUCCAAGACAGGAGGGGCAGCAAGUAAAAGCCGGAAGGGUGCAAAAACCAGCGGAACGGCCGCAAAGGUGUCGCUGAUGAAGCUAAAGAUGCAUGCCCAGGGGGAUAAGUCACUGCCGCAGACAGAAAGAAUUUACUUUCAGGUUUACUUACCGAAGGGGAACAAAGAGAAAAGCAAAGCUAUGUUCUUCUGCCUCCGAUGGAGCAUUGGAAAGGUCGUGGACGUCGCAGCUUCUCUAGCCAGCCUUAGAAAUGAGAACAACAAGCUGACGGCGAAGAAGCUGAGGCUGUGUCACAUCCCUUCAGGAGAAGCCCUGCCCCUGGAUCACACUUUGGAAGCGUGGAUCACUAAGGAGGACAACCCUUUAUAUAACGGAGGAAAUGUUAUCCUGGAGUACCUUAACGAUGACGAGCAGUUUGUAAAAGACAUUGAGUCUUAUUUGGAAUAAUCAAUCAAGGAUUAGAGGCAGAAUUUUUGCAAGCAGAAAUCUGUCUGUAUAGUCGGUUUCUUUUACCACAGGUGUCUUUUAAAACUCUAAAAGUUGCUUUUUUUAAUAUAUAAUUUAUUUCCAUUAGGUAGCAAUUUACAUCAGUAGUUUUCUACUGAGUUCCGGGUUUUGUGUUUUAAAGUUUAACUGUGUAUCGAUGGUCAUGGCAAUGUGUUGUUUUUUACUGCUGUUUGUGGGUUAUGCUGUUGCGGGUUAUGCUGUACGUCCUUCACCCCAACCAAGGUCCGGCUCUAACAACACCCUUCUUUUUGUGAUUUUUCCAUUCUUGUGGCAGAGGAAGCCGCAGAUGGCAGGUGCUCCCGUGCUUUUGCUGUAAGAAAGCCCUGCGGUUAAAUCUAACUGAUUGCAGGGCCAGGAACCAGCCUGCUGUGUACCUAACUGAUGACACAGGGGCUGAUAUGUGCACAGGAAUGGCAGAAUCUGAGGCUUCCUCUCAUUCAGUCUUCCAGGCGUUUGGAUAAGAAACCUCGACCCUAAGAAGGGAAAGUUAUCGUGUAAUUACACGGAAUACAUUUCUGGUAAAGAAUUUUCUCCUGUAGGAGUCACCUUCUUGUUGGUAGGAAUAUAUUACACAUGAGAAGAGCCGUGAGUGGACUGACUUUGCUACAGUCUCUUUCAUUGUACCGAAGCAAAACAUACACCAAAAAUUAUUGCAUUUUACCUGCAAAUUGUAGUGACUCCUAUGGGGAAUGCUUUUUGUCUACACCUGAGGAGAACGGAUGCGUUCUAUCUAUAGUGGAUGAAGGCUACACUAGAGAAGGAAAUAAAGUAUUUUUAAUUGCC